This is a messenger RNA of Dimorphilus gyrociliatus, 1940 nucleotides long. The record is from the annotation of a GenBank genome assembly. NCBI's taxonomy places the organism in Eukaryota, Metazoa, Annelida, Polychaeta, Dinophilidae.
CUCUUUCUUGAAUAUAACCGGCAUUGUAUGUAACAUGUGACGUAAAUAGAGGAGGUUUCCAGUCAUAUGAGUUGGUUAUGAAGAUGUUUUCCAAUACUCUUUUAACAUUUGCAUUUCUAUUAACAGUUUUACCUGUAGCAUUCUUUGAAGAAACUUGCAAACGAACUUUCAAAGUUGAUUACGAUAAAAGAACUUUUUUGAAAGAUUCAAAGCCUUUUCGAUAUGUCUCGGGCAGUUUGCACUACACCAGGGUUCCACCAGAGCUCUGGAAAGAUCGCCUAACAAAGAUGAAGUAUGCUGGUUUAGACGCAAUCCAAACAUACGUCCCUUGGAACCUUCAUGAACCUAGCCCAGGUCUAUAUCAUUUCGAAGGAAAUGCUGACCUAGAGCUAUUUUUACAAACUGCAGCAGAUGUGGGAUUGCUGGUAUUACUUAGACCAGGUCCUUAUAUUUGUGCCGAAUGGGACUUUGGUGGUUUUCCAUCAUGGUUAAUUCAGCAAAAUGCAUCUACGGUAUUAAGAACAUCCGAUCCGCGAUUCAUGAAACCGGCAGUAAGAUGGCUAUCAUUCUUAUAUGAAAAACUUAAAAAAUAUACCUAUUGCAAUGGUGGCCCUAUAAUAAUGGUUCAAAUAGAAAAUGAAUAUGGAAGUUAUGGAGUUUGCGAUAAAGUUUAUAUGAAAAAUUUGGUAAAAAUUGCUAAAAGUGUUUUGGGUGAAAGUAUAGUCCUCUAUACGACGGACGGAAAUGUCGCUCAGGAUCUAAAAUGUGGGACAUAUCCAGGAGUUUUUGCAACCGUAGAUUUCGGAACAGGACAAAAUGUUUCUCAAGCAUUUCAACCAUUAGACCAGAUGCAAAAGGGACCAAGAGUCAAUUCCGAAUUCUAUGUUGGAUGGUUGGAUUAUUGGGGUUCACCACAUGCAAAAGUCUCAACAGCAGCUAUAAUUAAAUCCUUAAAAAAUUUGUUAGAUUACGGAGCAAGUGUAAAUAUGUAUAUGUUCGAAGGAGGAACUUCAUUUGCUUAUUGGAAUGGUGCUGAUCCUCCAUUCAAAGUUUGCCCAACUUCAUAUGACUACGAUGCUCCACUAUCCGAAGCAGGUGAUAUGACUUCGAAGUUUGAAGCUAUACGCAAGCUUUUAGGAAAAUACAAACAACUUUCACCUAUGAAUCCAGUCCCAAAAAAUUCUACGAAAUUAAAUAUUGGACCAGUCAAAAUGACAAAGAUAGCUUCUAUAACAGAUACUAAACACAUUGUUUUGGCUAAGUCUGUUUAUCCAAUCUCUCAAGAAGACUUAUCUCAGUCUAUGGGAUUUACUCUCUAUAGGACUAAUCUGUCAGAGCGUUUUUAUCAAGCAAUAUUAAACGUGUCGGGAAUAAGAGAUAGGGGAUAUAUAAGCGUAAAUGGACUAUAUCAAGGAACAGUCGAUAGAAAUGAAAAUACAUUCCUUAAUAUAUCUGGUGGCAAAGAUCAAGUUUUAGAUAUUUUGGUUGAGAACCAAGGUAGAAUAAACUUCGGUAGUCAAAUAACACAGAAUAGAAAAGGUCUAAUUUCAAACGUUACGUUGAACAAUCGUAUACUAAAAAAUUGGGAAAUAUCAAGAGUAGACCCACUACUUGUUAACGCAGUGAAUAAGUCUCAAUGUGCAAAAGGUCCAACAGUUUUUGAAGGAGUAUUUAAAAGUCCCAGAGAACUUGGCGAUAUGUUUGCAUAUUUUCCCAAUUGGACCAAAGGCCAACUAUUCGUAAACGGUUACAAUUUGGGACGCUACUGGCCCAAGAAAGGACCGCAGAUUUCGCUCUAUAUCCCAUCGGCUAUAUUGCUUUCACCAGGCUAUCAUAAUACUAUUAGAAUACUGGAAUUGGAAGAAGUCGACUGUAUCCAGAAAGGACAUAAUAUCUAUUUGAAAAAUGUUCCAGAUAUCGACGGACCUACAUCUUUGUAA